UGGCAAUCAACCUGUGGCUUAGCAUCAGGGAAGCCACGUGCCCAGUGACCAACUCGAGACGCCAUGUCGCGAUCCUCCAAGGUGGCAGUUGGCUCGGUGCUCGGCGCUGCAGCAUUGGGCGGCCUUGCGUUUGUGGCGCCAGGCGCUGCACCGGUUGGCACAGAGCCGCAGGUGUCUGCCACCUCAAGCCAGAGGUUUUUGUCGUCGUCCGCUCCUUCUGGUGCUACCUCUUCUGCUGCCCAGGGCCUGAGCGGUGCCCUGGCUGUUGGAGGACUGAGCGUGGCCGCCAUCCGUGGCGCAGCGGCGGCCUCUCGUCGCAAGGGCAUCAAGCCGAGGGCCGCCCAGAACGUGGUGGCAUGCAGAUCGCUGGCCAAGCUGAAGAUCGACGAGGUUGACCUCAAGGACAAGCGCGUCUUCAUCCGGGUGGACUUCAAUGUUCCACAGGACAAGCAGGAUCCCAACAUCAUCACGAACACUGCGCGCAUUGAUGCUGCCCUUCCCACCAUCAAGUACGCCUUGGACAACGGUGCCAAGUCCGUGGUGCUGUGCUCCCAUUUGGGCCGCCCGGAUGGCCAGUUCAGCGACAAGUUCUCCAUGAAGCCAGUUGCCAAGGUGGUGGAGGAGAAGCUGGGCAGGCCAGUGAAGCUCAUGAAGGAUGUGAUUGGAGAGGAUGUUGAGGCUGCGUGCGCGGAUCCUGAGCCGGGCACUGUCAUCCUGUUGGAGAACUCCCGAUUCUACGUGGAGGAGACGGGCAAGGGAAAGGACGCGGAUGGCAACAAGGUCAAGGCCGAUGAUGAGCAGGUGAAGACAUUCCGUGCCUCCCUUGCCAAGCUGGCAGACAUCUACUGUAGCGAUGCCUUCGGAACAGCGCACCGAGCACACAGCUCCAUGGUGGGAGAGGGCUUCCCUGUGAAGUGCUCUGGUUUCCUGCUCGCCAAGGAACUGGACUACUUCGCCAAGGUCGUUGAUGCGCCCACCAGGCCGGUGUGCGGUAUCCUGGGUGGUGCCAAGGUGGCGGACAAGAUUCAGCUGAUCAUGAACUUGUUGGACAAGGUGGACAUCAUGAUCAUUGGAGGUGGAAUGGCCUUCACUUUCAUCAAGGAGGCUGGCGUGGACAUCGGCGAUUCCCUGUACGAUGAGGAGGGCGCCAAGUUGGUGCCUGAGAUCAGGAAAAAGGCGGAGGAGAAGGGUGUGGAGCUGAUCCUGCCUGUGGACUUCGUGUGCUCCUCUAAGUUUGGCGAGGAUGGAGAGAUCAAGGAUGGCGACAUGAGCACCGGCGUGCCGGAUGGGUUCCUGGGCCUGGACAUUGGCCCCAAGUCCAUUGCCAUGAACGAUGAGGCCAUCAAGAAGUCCAAGACCAUCGUGUGGAACGGCCCUAUGGGUGUGUUCGAGAUGGCUUCCUUUGAGAAGGGCACCAAGCAGAUGAUGGAGACCAUCGUGGAGGUCACAAAGGAGGGUGCCGUUUCGGUGAUUGGCGGAGGCGACACCGCCACGGCCUGCAAGAAGUACGACACCGUGGACAAGGUCUCCCACUGCAGCACUGGCGGAGGUGCAUCCCUGGAGCUUUUGGAGGGCAAGGUUUUGCCUGGAGUGGCCACCUUGGAUGACUCCAAGGCGCUUGCAGAGGCAUAACUUAUUUUUGUUCAACUUAUUUAUCUGCCAAAUACGGCACACGCUCACUCAAAAAAGUUUUCCCUCCGGCUGCAACUGCCCCAGCAUGCGCAGCCAGGGUAUUUUCCCCAACCGUUGAGUUGUGCUAUUGC
Molecule: messenger RNA, 1763 nt
Organism: Effrenium voratum
Lineage: Eukaryota; Dinophyceae; Suessiales; Symbiodiniaceae
Source: the annotation of a GenBank genome assembly